Messenger RNA from Brassica napus (rape), 6428 nucleotides. RefSeq names its product NAD(P)H-quinone oxidoreductase subunit 1, chloroplastic. Gene Ontology annotation, cellular component: membrane. Gene Ontology annotation, molecular function: NADH dehydrogenase activity. The record is from RefSeq and is a predicted model, not a curated record. Gene Ontology annotation, biological process: aerobic respiration. Bases 1185 to 2267 code for a protein of 360 amino acids. Lineage: Eukaryota; Viridiplantae; Streptophyta; Magnoliopsida; Brassicales; Brassicaceae. The transcript is spliced from 2 exons.
UAUGAAGAGACCAGUUACAGGAAAAGAUCUUAUGAUAGUCAAUAUGGGACCUCACCACCCAUCCAUGCACGGUGUUCUUCGCUUAAUUGUUACUCUAGACGGUGAGGAUGUUGUUGAUUGUGAACCCAUAUUGGGUUAUUUACACAGAGGAAUGGAAAAAAUUGCAGAAAACCGAGCAAUUAUACAAUAUUUACCUUAUGUAACGCGGUGGGAUUAUUUAGCUACUAUGUUUACAGAAGCAAUAACAGUAAACGGACCCGAACAAUUAGGAAAUAUUCAAGUUCCUAAAAGAGCCAGCUAUAUCAGAGUAAUUAUGCUAGAAUUGAGUCGUAUAGCUUCUCAUCUGUUAUGGCUUGGCCCUUUUAUGGCAGAUAUUGGGGCACAGACUCCCUUUUUCUAUAUUUUCAGAGAACGAGAAUUUGUAUAUGAUCUAUUCGAAGCUGCCACCGGUAUGAGAAUGAUGCAUAAUUUUUUUCGUAUUGGAGGAAUAGCGGCGGAUUUACCUUAUGGUUGGAUAGAUAAAUGCUUGGAUUUUUGUGAUUAUUUUUUAACAGAGGUUGUUGAAUAUCAAAAACUUAUUACACGAAAUCCUAUUUUUUUAGAACGAGUUGAAGGCGUUGGGAUUAUUGGUGGGGAAGAAGCAAUAAAUUGGGGUUUAUCCGGACCAAUGUUACGCGCAUCCGGAAUACCAUGGGAUCUUCGUAAAGUUGAUCGUUAUGAGUCUUACGAUGAAUUUGAAUGGGAAAUUCAGUGGCAAAAACAAGGAGAUUCAUUAGCUCGUUAUUUAGUACGACUUAGCGAAAUGACAGAAUCCAUCAAAAUUAUUCAACAGGCUCUGGAAGGACUUCCGGGGGGUCCCUAUGAAAAUUUAGAAAGCAGAGGCUUUGAUAAAAAAAGGAAUCCAGAGUGGAAUGAUUUUGAAUAUCGAUUCAUUAGUAAAAAACCUUCCCCUACUUUUGAAUUAUCGAAACAAGAACUUUACGUAAGAGUUGAAGCUCCAAAAGGGGAAUUGGGAAUUUUUCUCAUAGGAGAUCAAAGUGGUUUUCCUUGGAGAUGGAAAAUCCGACCGCCGGGUUUUAUUAAUUUGCAAAUUCUUCCUGAACUAGUUAAAAGAAUGAAAUUGGCUGAUAUUAUGACGAUACUCGGUAGCAUAGAUAUAAUUAUGGGAGAAGUUGAUCGUUAAAAUGAUAAUUUAUGCAACAGAAGUACAAACAAUAAAUUCUUUUCUUAGAUUGGAAUCUUUAAAAGAGGUCUAUGGACUCAUAUGGAUAUUUGUCCCUAUAUUUUCUCUUGUAUUGGGAAUCAUAACUGGUGUACUAGUAAUUGUGUGGUUAGAAAGAGAAAUAUCUGCAGGGAUACAACAACGUAUUGGACCUGAAUACGCCGGCCCGUUAGGAAUUCUUCAAGCUUUAGCCGACGGGACAAAACUACUUUUCAAAGAAGAUCUUCGUCCAUCUAGAGGAAAUACUCCUUUAUUUAGUAUUGGACCAUCUAUAGCAGUUAUCUCUAUUUUACUAAGUUAUUCAGUAAUUCCUUUUAGCAAUCACCUUGUUUUAGCGGAUCUCAAUAUCGGUAUUUUUUUAUGGAUUGCCAUCUCAAGUGUUGCUCCGAUCGGACUUCUUAUGUCAGGAUAUGGAUCAAAUAAUAAAUAUUCUUUUUUAGGUGGUCUGCGAGCUGCUGCUCAAGCGAUUAGUUAUGAAAUACCAUUAACUCUAUGUGUUUUAUCAAUAUCUCUACUAUCUAACAGUUUAAGUACAGUUGAUAUAGUUGAGGCACAAUCAAAAUAUGGUUUUUGGGGAUGGAAUUUGUGGCGUCAACCUAUAGGUUUUAUCAUUUUUCUAAUUUCUUCCCUAGCAGAAUGCGAGAGGUUACCUUUUGAUUUACCAGAAGCGGAAGAAGAAUUAAUAGCAGGUUAUCAAACUGAAUAUUCCGGUAUCAAAUUUGGUUUAUUUUAUGUUGCUUCUUAUCUAAAUCUAUUAAUUUCCUCAUUAUUUGUAACAGUUCUAUACUUAGGCGGUUGGAAUAUUUCUAUUCCGUAUAUAUCUAUGCUGGAGCUAUUUGAAAAGGAUCAAAUUUUUGGAACAACAAUUGGUAUCUUUAUUACAUUAGCUAAAACUUAUUUGUUCUUGUUCAUUUCUAUCGCAACCAGAUGGACUUUACCUAGGCUAAGAAUGGAUCAACUAUUAAAUCUUGGAUGGAAAUUUCUUUUACCGAUUUCCCUUGGUAAUCUAUUAUUAACAACUUCUUUCCAACUCUUUUCACUCUAAAUUGAAAAUCAAUCCAAGAUAUUCAUUACUUGUUUUAAACAAGAGAAAGAAACAAAGAUCAAAUUAUUCAUAGAUAAUUACAAUAUGCUUCCUAUGAUAACCGGGUUCAUGAAUUAUGGUCAACAAACCCUACGAGCUGCAAGGUAUAUUGGUCAGGGUUUCAUGAUUACCUUAUCCCACACAAAUCGUUUACCUGUAACUAUUCAAUAUCCCUAUGAAAAAUUAAUAACAUCAGAACGUUUCCGCGGUCGAAUCCAUUUCGAAUUUGAUAAAUGCAUUGCUUGUGAAGUAUGUGUUCGAGUAUGUCCUAUAGAUCUGCCGGUUGUUGAUUGGAAAUUGGAAACUAAUAUUCGAAAAAAACGAUUGCUUAAUUACAGUAUUGAUUUUGGAAUUUGUAUAUUUUGUGGUAAUUGUGUUGAGUAUUGUCCAACAAAUUGUUUGUCAAUGACUGAAGAAUAUGAGUUUUCAACUUAUGAUCGUCACGAGUUGAAUUAUAAUCAAAUCGCUUUGGGGCGUUUACCAAUGUCAGUAAUUGACGAUUAUACUAUUCGAACAAUUUUGAAUUCACCUCAAACAAAAAAUGGGUAAACCCAUUAAUUUUAUUAAAAAAAGAAUGCAAAACUGUUGAAUUAUAUUAUAUAAAGAAUUUAAUUAAAAACUUGUAUUUAUAGAAUAAUAUUAAGUAUUAAGGCUCAUCCUUUUAAUAUAAUAUUUUCGUAAUUAUUAUCUUGCUUGAAAUAGAUAGGUUGAAAAUAUUAGAAUAAAAAAGCGAAACUGUCUAAUAAUUGUAUCUACAUCAAUUAAUAUUCAUUAGAUUCUAAUUUCACUCUAUUAGAAACAUAUUAAAAAAAAAUUCCCCGGUUAAAUUAAUAAGGUCAUGAAAAGGAUUUCUAUUUUUUCUUUUUUUAAUAAUAUAAUGGAUUUGCCUGGAAAAAUACAUGAUUUUCUUUUAGUUUUUCUGGGAUCUGGUCUUCUAGUAGGAGGUCUGGGAGUGGUAUUACUUCCUAACCCAAUAUUUUCAGCCUUUUCCUUAGGAUUUGUUCUUGUUUGUAUAUCUUUAUUGUAUAUUCUAGCAAAUUCCCAUUUUGUAGCUGCUGCACAACUCCUUAUUUACGUGGGAGCCAUAAAUGUUUUAAUCAUAUUUGCUGUGAUGUUCAUGAAUGAUUCCGAAUAUUCCAUAGAUUUCAAUCUGUGGACUGUUGGGAAUGGGAUUACUUCAGUGGUUUGUACAACUAUUCUUUUUUCAUUAAUUUCUACUAUUCUCGAUACGUCAUGGUACGGGGUUAUUUGGACUACAAGAUUAAACCAGAUUUUAGAACAAGAUUUAAUAAGUAAUAGUCAACAAAUAGGAAUUCAUUUAUCAACAGAUUUUUUUCUUCCAUUUGAACUCAUUUCAAUAAUUCUUUUAGUUGCUUUGAUAGGUGCAAUUUCUGUGGCUCGUCAAUAAAAAAGGUUCCAAUUAGUAAAGACCAAAGAAAACUUUGUGUUUGUGUAUGUUAUGAUAUUUUUUUCCGUUCAUUCAAUUUGAUUGAAUACUAUUUCAUUUUUUAAAUAUAAAUUUUUAUAUUUUAUAUAUAUUUGAAAUUUUUUCCCUAAUAUAGUUUUUAUUCGUACUUUGUUGUUAUAUUCUAGUUGAUUGAAUCCGGUGAAUUGUUUUUAUUAUUCAUAUUGAUAAUGAAUCAAAAUUGAUAAGGAGUUGCUCAAUGAUACUCGAACAUGUACUUGUUUUGAGUGCCUAUUUAUUUUUGAUUGGUCUUUAUGGAUUGAUCACGAGUCGAAAUAUGGUUAGGGCUCUUAUGUGCCUUGAACUUAUACUCAAUGCAGUUAAUAUGAAUCUCGUAACAUUUGCUGAUUUUUUUGAUAAUUCCCAACUAAAAGGGGAUAUUUUCUGCAUUUUUGUUAUAGCAAUUGCAGCCGCUGAAGCAGCUAUUGGAUUAGCUAUAGUCUCGUCAAUUUAUCGUAACAGAAAAUCAACUCGCAUCAACCAAUCGACCUUAUUAAAUAAGUAGCAUAAAUCAAAAAAUUAUAGGUUUAAAUUUGCAUAUAUGAUAGGUUAUGACUUACUAGAUUAAAUUUGUGAAAAUUUAAGAAAUCAAAGUAUUUUAGCCCCAUUUUUUACCAAUUGAGCCAGAAUUCAUUAAAAAAUUCUAUUAAAAGAAAUCAUUGCUUCAUCUAGUAUUUUAAUUUAAUAUAUCAUUUAGUUAUAAGUUUACUAGAUUGAAAAUUUAUGACAUUAAAAAAACUAUAGAUCCUAUGUCACAUUCAGUAAAAAUUUAUGAUACCUGUAUAGGAUGUACUCAGUGUGUCCGAGCAUGUCCUACAGACGUAUUAGAAAUGAUACCUUGGGAUGGAUGUAAAGCUAAGCAAAUAGCUUCUGCCCCAAGAACCGAGGAUUGUGUUGGUUGUAAGAGAUGUGAAUCUGCCUGUCCAACGGAUUUUUUGAGCGUUCGAGUUUAUUUAUGGCAUGAAACAACUCGAAGCAUGGGUCUAGCUUAUUAAUACGUUACCGAAAACCUGAUUUGAAUAAAUUUGGAAUACAUUUUAUUUUUUUUAUUGACAAGUACUCGUACUCAAAAAAGUUCAAUUAUAUUUUUUUAUUUAUAUAUUUUUUUGAGUACGCGUUCUUUGGACCUGGUGUAUCUUGUCUUUACCACGAAUGAUUUUCCUUGGUUAACAAUAAUUGUUGUUUUUCCAAUAUCUGCCGGUUCAUUAAUGUUAUUUCUCCCGCAUAGGGGAAAUAAAGUUAAUAAGUGGUAUACUAUAUGCAUUUGUAUCUUAGAACUUCUUCUAACGACUUACGCUUUUUGUUAUAAUUUUAAACUGGACGAUCCAUUAAUUCAACUGUCCGAAGAUUAUAAAUGGAUCAAUCUUUUUGAUUUUUAUUGGAGACUGGGAAUAGAUGGACUUUCUAUAGGAACGAUUUUACUGACCGGAUUUAUUACUACUUUAGCUACUUUAGCGGCUUUUCCAGUUACUCGGGAUUCCCGAUUAUUCUAUUUCCUGAUGUUAGCAAUGUACAGCGGCCAAAUAGGAUCGUUUUCUUCUCGGGAUAUUUUACUUUUUUUCAUCAUGUGGGAAUUAGAAUUAAUUCCCGUUUAUCUCCUUUUAUCCAUGUGGGGUGGAAAGAAACGUUUGUAUUCAGCUACAAAAUUUAUUUUAUACACUGCAGGAAGUUCUAUUUUUUUAUUAAUAGGAGUUUUAGGUAUAAGUUUAUAUGGUUCGAACGAACCAACAUUAAAUUUAGAACUAUUAGGGAAUCAAGCCUAUCCGGUCACACUCGAAAUACUCUUUUAUAUUGGAUUUCUUAUUGCUUUUGCCGUCAAAUCACCGAUUAUACCUUUACAUACUUGGUUACCUGACACCCACGGCGAGGCACAUUACAGUACCUGUAUGCUUCUCGCUGGAAUCUUAUUAAAAAUGGGAGCAUAUGGAUUGGUUCGAAUCAAUAUGGAAUUAUUACCUCACGCUCAUUCUAUGUUUUCUCCUUGGUUGAUGGUAGUCGGUACAAUCCAAAUAAUUUAUGCAGCUUCAACAUCUCCCGGUCAACGUAAUUUAAAAAAGAGAAUAGCCUAUUCUUCUGUAUCUCAUAUGGGUUUUAUAAUUAUAGGUAUUGGUUCUAUAACGGAUCCUGGGCUUAAUGGAGCUAUUUUACAAAUAAUCUCUCAUGGAUUUAUUGGCGCUGCACUUUUUUUCUUGGCAGGAACUAGUUAUGAUAGAAUCCGGCUUGUUUAUCUUGAUGAAAUGGGUGGAAUGGCUAUCUCCAUUCCAAAGAUAUUUACAAUGUUCACUAUCUUAUCGAUGGCUUCCCUUGCAUUACCGGGCAUGAGUGGUUUUGUUGCCGAAUUAAUCGUUUUUUUUGGAAUAAUUACCAGCCAAAAAUAUUUCUUAAUUUCAAAAAUUUUAAUUAUUUUUGUAAUGGCAAUUGGAAUGAUAUUAACUCCUAUAUAUUUAUUAUCUAUGUCACGUCAAAUGUUCUAUGGAUACAAGUUAAUUAAUGCCAAAAACUUUUCUUUUUUUGAUUCUGGACCCCGAGAGUUAUUUCUUUCAAUCUCUAUUCUUCUACCCAUAAUUGGUAUUGGGAUUUAUCCUGAUUUUGUGCUCUCAUUAGCAAGUGACAAGGUCGAAUCCAUUUUAUCUAAUUAUUUUUAUGGAUAGUUUUCA